UCGCAAUGCGUAGUUUCUGAGGUGGGCGUGACCCCGUAAUAGCCUCAGCUAGCUAACCCCUAACGCUAGAGGAAAAUCCAUCCAAGGAAUUUUUACAAAACGAAACCAAAUCGAUUAAAAUAAAACACGGAGAGGACUAUACUUCGCUGCAGGAGGUUUACCUGCAACCCUUAAAAGACCCAUGGCUACCGACAUGCCCAUCGACACGGUGCCAGCUCCUCGGCCUGCCCCAGCCUCGCCCCCUGACCCUGCCCCGGCCUCUAAUCCUGCUCUCAGCCCCAGUGCAGCACAAGACCAGACUGCCACCCAGGAGCCGGCAAAUGGUGAAAUCAUAGGCCCAACAGCAACUUCUUCUGAAAAUGAUGCUGCUCCAGAUCUUUCCCCGGCUCUGCCCACAAACCCAGAUGUGGCCCCAGACGUUGCCCCAAAGGUUGAGCAACCUCCGGCCCCUCUGCCGCCAGCCAGCGCCAAUAACCCCAGCUGUAAAAUCAUGACCUUCCACCCCACCAUGGAGGAGUUCAAGGACUUCGCUAAAUACAUCGUCUACAUGGAGAGUCAAGGAGCUCACCGUGCUGGCCUGGCAAAGGUGAUUCCCCCAGAGGGCUGGAAGCCGCGAAGGUCCUAUGACACCAUUGAAGACAUGGUGAUUCCAGCUCCCAUCAUGCAGGUGGUGACCGGACAGUCGGGUCUCUUCACCCAGUACAACAUCCAGAAGAAGUCCAUGACUGUGAGCGAGUACCGCAAGCUCGCCAACAGUAAAAAGUACUGCACACCUCGGCACAAAGACUUUGACGACCUAGAGAGGAAGUACUGGAAGAACCUGACAUUUGUGUCACCCAUUUAUGGUGCCGAUGUCAGUGGUUCCAUCUAUGAUGAGGACAUUCAAGAGUGGAACAUCGGCCAUCUCAAUACGCUGCUGGAUAUGGUGGAGCAGGAGUGUGGCAUUGUCAUCGAGGGUGUCAACACUCCCUACCUGUACUUUGGCAUGUGGAAGACCACAUUUGCUUGGCACACUGAGGACAUGGACCUCUACAGCAUCAACUACCUGCACUUUGGACAGCCAAAGUCCUGGUAUGCUGUCCCACCUGAGCACGGCAAGAGGCUGGAGAGGCUGGCACAAGGCUUCUUCCCUGGCAGCUCUCAAGGUUGUGACGCCUUCCUUCGCCACAAGAUGACGCUGAUAUCUCCUUCCAUCCUGAAGAAAUACGGCAUUCCUUUUGACAGGAUAACUCAGAAUGAAGGGGAGUUCAUGGUCACCUUUCCUUAUGGCUACCAUGCUGGCUUCAACCAUGGCUUCAACUGCGCAGAGUCCACAAACUUUGCCACCCUGCGCUGGGUGGACUACGGGAAAAUGGCAACCCAGUGUACCUGUCGUAAAGACAUGGUGAAGAUCUCCAUGGACGUGUUUGUGCGCUGCCUGCAGCCUGACCGCUACGAGCUGUGGAAGCAGGGCAAAGACAUCACAGUGCUGGACCACCUCAAGGCCACUGUGCUCAGCAGCCCCGAACUAGAGCAGUGGAGGGAGCAUCGUGUAAACCACCGAGCGAACGUCCUGCGAAGGGCCAUGCAGAAGAUGAAACAGGUUCGUCGACUGAAACUGGAGGAGGUGAAGGUGCUGGCGCAGGAAGGCAUUGAGCUGAAUGCUGCCGAGUACCAGCGUCAGGUGGAGGAGCGCGAGGCCCAGCGGAGGCAGGAGAGAGAGGAGCGUCUAGCCAAAGAGGCCAUGAUGACCCUGGAGGCCAUGGAGCGUGAGGAGCAGGAGGCCGCAGAGGCCGCUGCUAGAGCAGCAGAGAACCCAGCUGUAGAGGCAGAAGAACCCGAGGCCAAACCGCAGAACCCGACGGAGGAUACUGAGAAAAAGAAGCAGAAAAAGCAAAAGAAGAUGUCAAAUAGCAACAACUCCAUCACCGGGUUUGAGGCAGCAUUCGAGCAGUUUGCUACAUCCGGCAUUAAGAAUUCAAAGAACACCACGAUCAGUCACCCAGAGGUGGGGAACCCUCUGACUCCGAGACAGAGUGACAUCCCAGCAGACAACAAGCUGGAUGUGAGUGCCACCCAGGCAUGCUACUCCAAGGUGAAGAUGCCAAAAGAGGUGAAGAUACCAAAAGAGGUGAAGAAGCCAAAGGAGGUGAAAAAGAGCCGCCGUCACCCCCUCAGCAAGCCGCCCAUGCGCUCCCCUCUGUCCAUCCUCAAGCAAGACCCCACCAGCGACAAAGAGCUGUCAUCCCCCAUGCCGCUGGACAGCGACAUGAAGAAGCAGGAGCACCUGUGGCAGAAUCACUCCCCCAACUUCCUGGCGGAGAAGGCCUUUAAUGCUGCAGUGGCAGCACUCCAACCACACUGCGCGAUCUGUUCACUCUUCUGUCCCUAUACAAAGGCACACAAAGAUGUUAUUCUUGCAAAGGACAACCAGCGCACCUCCCUUCCCCGUCUGACUCGUCCCCUGGUCCCAGAGAUGUGUUUCAGCAUUGGUGCAGGCAACACCGAGCCUCCGCCCACCAACUAUCACAUCGGAGAGGACGGAACCAGUCCUCUGCUCUGCUGUUCAUCUUGCCACAUGCAGGUUCAUGCCAGCUGUUACGGUGUAAAGCCAGACGCUGUGAGGGAUUCCUGGAUGUGCUCCAGGUGUGCAGCAGGAGCCUGGAUAGUGGAGUGUUGUCUCUGUAACUUGCGGGGAGGAGCUUUGAAGAUCACCACAGACAACAGGUGGGUCCACGUCAUCUGUGCCAUCGCUGUGGCCGAAGCUCGCUUCGUCAACGCCAUGGAGAGGGAGCCAGUGGACGUCACUGCCGUUCCAGAUACACGUAAGAAUCUGAAGUGUGUGUUCUGCCAUGGCAAGACUGCCAAUCAGAACCGCGGUGCCUGCAUCCAGUGCUCAUAUGAGAACUGUGCCACCUCCUUUCACGUCACCUGCGCCCAAAUCGCUGGAGUAGCCAUGACGCCUGCAGACUGGCCCUACGUGGUGUCCGUCACCUGCCACAAGCAUAAAAGGGUACCUCAGAAGCCUCGGACAGCCCCCAAAGGCCCGCAGCCUCUGAUUCUGGGCCAGAGGGUGAUUGGUCGCAACAGUGAUGGCUGGUACUACCACUGCACCAUCAUUGGCAUGGCAACGCAGACGUUCUACGAAGUCAACUUUGACGACGGCUCAUACUGUGACAACCUGCACCCAGAAAACAUACUUAGUCAUGACUGCCUGCAUACCGGUCCUCCUGAGGUGGGGGAGUUGAUUGUGGUCAGUACGCCCGAGGGACAGGUCGUCAACGCUUCGUUUGUCAGACAGCACACCCACAAGUUCUACCAGGUUGAGUUUCUGGAUCAGAGUCAGCUGAUACUAAAACACUCAGAGAUCCAUCAGCUGGACCUGGAACUGCCCAAGAGAGUCCGAGCCAGACUGGCCAUACCUGUCCCACAGGAAGAGGUUUCCUCAGCAGAUGAAGCUCAAGCAGCCAAACGUCGCUGUCUGCCCUCAGGCUCAGCCGCACCUGCUGAAACCCCCAUGGAGACAACCGACACAGCCGCCUGCCCCCUAACUACAGCCCCGGUAGCAGCACCAGCAGCAGAACAUCACAGUAUUAAUACACUGCCGACCUCACAACCCCUAUCCCAGUCCACUACGACCACACACGAUGCCCCCGCCCCAACCAAUGGUAUUAAGAUGGAGGCAGAGAGCCCGAUGGACACGAGCGUCGCCCUCACUGACGCUCUAACGGAGUCAACCCUGGCCUCGGACCCCACGCCUACUCCGCAGACCCCUUUUUCAGUCGACGUUUCCUACAUGGAGACCCUCCUCAAUUCACAUUUCCCUCAGGACAAUAGCCCCAACGCAGCCCUGUAUUAAAAACCAACUCCACUAUAUUAUUACUUGGCCAAUGGAGGCUGAGCCAAUAGGAAGUAAGCUAAUGGAGGUGGAUUCUACUGAGUGCUGUGUUAAUGGACAAAAACAUUUCCUCCACCGGCUCUGAGAGCUCACUGCGGAGCAGGAAAAGACACACAAGCACUCUUUUAAUGCAUGUUACUUUUUCUAUUUUUGAGUUAAUGUAUUUGCUGUGGUGCUUUGGCUUGCUCUGAAGCAGCAGCUAAGGAAGGCUUUUUUAUUUUUAACAUUAUUAUUAUUUGUUGUUUUUUAGACCUUUUGGGGUUUUUCUGUUUUUGGUCAGCUGCUGUGCUUUCCUCCUCCAUCUUAAUAUGAAUACAUCUCUGGGUGGUAUCAACUCCAUACCUCGUUGCAUUAAUAAAAUAACAGCACACUCCCAUUAUCUUUUGUACAGGAAGCUAAUUACUAUGACAGCCUCUCAGCAUUGAGGCCCCAGAUGGACUUCACCUCUUUUUUUUUCCUUUUUUCUAAUUCAGAUAACCAGCAACAAAAUAUCUAUUUUUCAAUCCAGCCACUUGUGGCUUUGAAACUGUUUGGUGGAACUGAAGUGUCACAUUAUCCAUCUACAGGAUAUUUUCCGUAAGGUGUUUUAUUGUUGAACUGCAAGAGGUAAACGGGGGAAAUGGGGUUAAAAAAAAAUGUAUCGUAGGGGGAACUCAGUAUUUAAAUGUGUUAGUCAUAUAUUGAAAGAAUUAUUUGUAAUAGAAGAAACAUGUUGAAUGCAAACACUAGUAGAUUUGUCUGCAGGAUGCAUUGAAUUUUUGUGAAGAUGUGUCACGGUAGUUAACUGAUGAGAUGUAUUGUCAUUAUAAUUCAAACUGUCAUUUGGCAGCUCCACUUUUCACACCCAAAACUGUCUCAGGGUUCCUACAUGUGGAAAAUAAAUUUCAUUUUAACAUCAAAGUCUUCACACAGUUAUGAGAGUACAGAACAGCCAGGCAAAUAUUCCUCAGUCACAAUUGGCACUUGAAUGCUUAUAUUGUCAUAUUUGCUCCUGUCAACAGUUUGUCCACUAUGAUGAGUGAUAAAUUUAUUUACUGUCACCAUUCUCCUAUUAUCACAUGAACUGGCCAAAUCAUGAGGUCAGAGUCUGGAAAAUGUCUGCUAUUUGGAAAAAGUCAAUUAUGUAUAUGUAGGAACCCUAAAAUCUGGAAAUAUUUUGUACCAUUCUUGGUUUAAAUUGUAUGUAUAAGUCAAUAUUGUAUAUUAUUAAUGUCUGUUUUUUCUAUUACUGUAUCCUUUCUAUGUUCAUUUUCAAUUGAAUUCACAAACUUGGCUGAUCUAAAACAAUAACUUUAUUUUUGACAGAUUUUCACAGGCCUAUUGCUCAGUUUGUACUAGUACUUGUACAUCUUUCGUUUUCUGGAUAUGGCAAUUUUUGCUUCAGAGGUGCUACAGAGACAUUAAACUACUGAUGAACUGAGUUUCUCAACACUGUCACCAUGUACAUACCGCAGGCCUUGUGUAUUGUGAAUCACAUUUGUAAAUGUCCCGCAUAUACCUUUCUUUUCCAUUUUUUCUGUCACCACAACUGAAAUGUUGGGACACAAACGUGUUCCUGUAUCCAAAUGCUAUCCAUCAAAAAAAAUCUUAUUUCAUAGGGAUUAAAGUGGGUUGCUAGUCG
Molecule: messenger RNA, 5498 nt
Organism: Epinephelus moara (kelp grouper)
Lineage: Eukaryota; Metazoa; Chordata; Actinopteri; Perciformes; Serranidae
Gene: kdm4b
Product: lysine (K)-specific demethylase 4B
Exons: 22
Coding region: 182-3838 (1218 amino acids)
Biological process (GO): chromatin remodeling
Cellular component (GO): nucleus
Molecular function (GO): histone H3K9 demethylase activity
Source: RefSeq, a predicted model, not a curated record